Messenger RNA from Mercenaria mercenaria, 2223 nucleotides. RefSeq lists its product as uncharacterized. Gene Ontology annotation, molecular function: ubiquitin-protein transferase activity; zinc ion binding; protein binding. The coding region runs from base 3 to 1679 and encodes 558 amino acids. Gene Ontology annotation, cellular component: nucleoplasm; chromatin. The record is from RefSeq and is a predicted model, not a curated record. Lineage: Eukaryota; Metazoa; Mollusca; Bivalvia; Venerida; Veneridae. Gene Ontology annotation, biological process: positive regulation of DNA-templated transcription. The transcript is spliced from 2 exons.
AAAUGGCGACAAAGGGGAGUACAACAGACGCGUCGGAUGAAUUGUUUGACUUUACAUGUUCUCCAUGCAACAAAAAAGACAGGAAAAGCGAGGCGGUGAAGUACUGUGUGGACUGUCAGGAGUAUCUUUGUGUACCUUGUGUUGAAAGUCACAAUAGUUUUUCUGUCCUAGCUGGGCAUACUUUAGUUGAAAGGUCAAAGUUUGGAAAUGCAAGUAGAACAGACAAAAAGGACUUACCGUCGGUGCCGACUGAAAGAUGCAAAGUUCACUCAUUGAAGCUCGUGGACAUGUACUGUGCUGAUCAUGACUCGGUUGGAUGUCAUGUCUGCUUUACGAUCAAUCAUAAGCCAUGUCAAGAUAUCCACUACAUUCCCGAAUAUGUUGAAACGACAAAACAGAUGGAAAAUAUCAGGAAGAUAAAUGAUGAAAUGGACAAAUCAAUUUCCGAAAUGGAUAACUUGAUGAAAAAGAAACAGAAGGAUAUUGAAGAUAACAGGAAAACAAAAGCUACCUUUUUAAAAGAAAUCAAGGCAUUUAGGACAGAAAUCAACGAAGCUUUAGAUCGACUGGAACAAGCUUCUGUCGCUGAAGUAGAAGGGAAAUGCAGUAAACUGGAUCGAGAAUUUCGAGAAGAAUUGAAGAAUAUACAGGAUACUCUUGAUAAACUUACUACAUGUAAAGCCGAAAUGGAAUCAUCACAGAGGAAUCCGUCGCAACAGUUUGUUAUGAUAAAGAUAUCCGAGAAUAUAAUAUCAGAUAUGAAAAAGGCAGGAUUACCAUCGACAGAUAAACUGAAAGGUAGUCUAUCGUUUGAAAGAAAUUCAGAGAUACUGCGUUUCCUUCGAAACCAUGAGUCACUUGCAAAGAAACCAGUUCCAAUAAAGCACGGGCUUUACGAAGUUCAAAGCAUGCAAAGCUACAAUGUAAAGCUGAAUGACGACGUCAAUACCUGUGAUAUUUGGUCUUCUUGUAUUCUUGACUCUGGCGAUAUUAUAUUAGCAGACCGCAGUAACAAGAAAAUAAAACUGAUUGACUGUGAAACAUAUAAAGUACGAAAUUCAAUGACGGUGUCUACCAGUCCUAGAUCUGUUUGCAAGAUAAGCAGUGUGGAAGUUGCGGUAAGUCUUAUCAACCAAACAGUGCAGUUUGUGUCUACCAAGAAACAGCUCAUGCCUACGCGCUUGCUGAAGGUUGACUGUGAUUGUAGAGGAAUUACUGUCAUAGAUGAUCAACUGGUGAUAAGUGAAGAUGGUAAGAAGGUAUAUAUAUAUACAAUGAAUGGAAAUCGUUUGAAGGUCAUCGAGAAUGAACAAUCAGACAGUAAUAUAUUUAGUUACAUUCGUGAGAUUUCCGUGAGUGACGACGGUAAAUUGGUUCACGUGGUUGAUAGUAAUCGUGGUCUAAUAAAUAUAGAUAGAGACGGUAAUGUGAUCUGGAGAUAUUCUGGCCAAGAGCUGAAGAACCCCUGGGGAGUAUGUACAGACGGAAACGGUAAUGUGUUUGUGAGUGAUUUAUCAUCAAAAAAUGUUGUACAACUAGGACCUGAUGGGAAGUUUCUUGGAGAAGUUGUCUCUAAAGCACAUGGCUUAAAUUGCCUCAGAGCUGUAAGUUUCGAUAGGAAAAACUGCAAGCUGUUGGUAACAGAUGGUAACAAACUGCAUGUCUUCCGCGUCCAGUAAAAACAGUAUUCUGUUUUAGUAUAUAGAAAUAUAGAAAUAGACAUGGAAUAAAGAUAUUUUGAUUGACUUAUAUGCCCUUACUGUAUAUAUGUAUGUUAUAUUUACUUUCUUUUGACUGUACGGUUUUCACCAGAAUGCUCAAAAUUGUUUCUUUUUAAGUACUUGGAGUGAAGAUGUUUUCAGUGCUGUUUCUUCAGUGUACUGGAAUGUGAGCAACUUGAAAACUGACGAUUUUUUACACACAACGUGCAUGAAAGAUGAUGACAGAAUGAAUUUACGCGUUUCGACCUGAAACAAAUAUACCUGUAUAAGUAGAACACUUGCUUAAGAUUGUGUACACUUUGAAGUUUCUUUUUCGUCCGUCAAAACUUCAUUAACUGAAAACAUAUUAGCAACAGUUUCAUAAAAUUUCGUGCCUUCUCCAUCCUUGAUCCGCCUAUUUGUAGCAAUUUUGUUGAUCUGAUGCAUUAAUUAGGUUAUUUGUAUUAGCACAAACAAUAUUUCAAAUUGACAGACAGUUAUUGAAAUAAACUUUCGUCACAGA